CAAAUGGAUUGGAAUGGAAUUUAUGGAAUGGUCGAAUGGAAAGUAAAGCUAAGCUAAUGGUGAUUUUAUUAUUGGCGAACGAUUUAUUUUUCCGUACCUUCCGAAGAAACAUUGUAGUACGCAGGUGAAGUAAGAACGACCAUUCCCUCAAGAUGUCUGGGAAUGAGAGUAAGGAGGAAAUCCUCAACAACAUCCGAGCUAUUAUUGUCUCAAGCAAAGGACCUGUUCUUUUGUCGUACUUAUAUCGUGAUUAUGAGACUGUAGUUGGAUAUCCAAUUGAUUAUCAACGCUUUAACUUUUCGUCACUCGAAGAGUUUUUAAGGAGUUUGCCAUCAUUAAGAGUAUGUGGGACAGGAGGGAGAGCGAUGGUUGAAGCUGCGACCAAAAAUGAUUCAAAACAUGUGUCAGAUUUAAUAUCGAAACAAAAACCCUCCAAAAAGCCCCCUUUUCGAGGAGGUUCCUUCUACGCUCCGCCCCCUCCUCGGGGACGAGGUGGGAGAGGAAGGGGGAGGGGUGGCUAUUAUGUUUCGACGAGAGGACACUUCAGGACAAACAGCAACUACUUGCCAAGAGACACCUAUAGAGAGAGGCCACCUCGAGAGUCAAUUGGAGAAAACUGGGACUCAAGUAACCAGGACUCUCCAAAAAAAAAUUCCCCUCCACCUCCUGUAAAUUUUACAGUAAAGGUAGAUGGGGAUUAUAGAAAGGUGGAGGUGACUCACAAGCAAAAGGAGAAGGAAGUUCCUCCAAGAUUUCAAAAAUCGAAACCAAAACCUGUCACACCAGAACCCCCCGCUACAAUUGAACCCCCUCCUAGCACUGUAGAUCCCCAGGUGUUUGAAAUACAAUGUCUUAGUACAUUAAACCACAAACAGAUAGUAGCCUAUAUGCAUGGACUCUCAUCUAAAAUAAAGUUUUCUCUUUUCUUUGAAUGCCCUGAAUUGACAAUUAAAAAUGUAGGAACAAGGGUACUGGAACGAAGUCCAUGUUUUGAUGCCAAAGUGCCAUUAUUGGUGAUGGUUGGAGACACUGACGUUUUUACAACUACAGAAAAAAUUAAAGAGAUAAUGAAAGACUAUAAGGCUCUAAUUUAUGUGUUGAGAGAGCAGUAUCCUGGGAUCAGACUCAUUUUGGUUCACCUGCCUAUUUGCAUUUGUGCAUAUCAGAACCAGUUUCUACUGGAAAGAGCAAACUCAUUCAACGAGUGUUUGUCAAAAGAAGUUGCAAAUAAUUCAGGCGACCUAUUUGUUCUCAGCCUUCAAGAAUUUGACAAAAUUGAAUUUUUUACAUGUAUUGACCCAAAAAAUAAAACAAAUGCCGAUGGCCACAUUACGCAAGCUGGAUAUGCAACUCUUGCAAAGUUGUUGAUGACUCAACUACUUCAGGCCUCUCAACUAAUUUGGUUAGAAAAUUGUGGAAGUUGUCAGAAUUUUGACUCAAGUGUAUUCCUCGGCCAGCCAAGCAGUGCUGCCAACUCUCGAAUCAUCUCGCCUCUUGGCCCUGGUCAGCUCGUCAGUGCUGGCCUGGCAAAAAAAGAGGCUGAAAAGGCAAAGAAGCAGCAUUUAAAUUCAUCCUCAAACUUCUUGCUCCAUUCUGCUACAAAUGGAGAGAAUGGUCUUGCAGCAGGCUUCGCUCGUUUAACACACCAAGAUUCAGCAUCGUCUCUUGAAAACCCUCUGGGUAACCCAGUGGACAAUCUAGUGGAGGCAAGAGGAAAGGAUCUUCUCAGACCUGACACUAGUAACUUACCCAACAACAUACUUCAGUUGGAAAACUACUGUUAUUUGCGAGGCUGGCCUGAGCCCAAGUACACCAUCCUCGAAGAAGGCAGAUCCGGCCUCUUCUUUGCUUCUGUUAAAGUCAAUGGAGGUGGUGAUAACACCUUCGUAGUUAGCACGUUACCUUUCGAGCAUCGGGAUCAACUAAUUGUGAAAGGCUUUGCAGCAUUAAAAGCUAUUGAAAAAAUCCUCACUGAAGAAACGAAGGUGAAAUCCGAUAGAGUAGUCAAUAAAGACAAGAGCAUAAUCUGUAAUAGGAUUAGGGAUAUUGUUGCAGGAACCUCCACCGGAAUGUUUGCCAGGUCUGUGGAAGACGAGUAUGUAACAAGAUACAACGAGCUACUACCUUCCGACUGGCAGAAGACUGUCCAUGAUUGGCCGUAUUUGGCUGUCGAAUCAACAGUUAGCAGCACAAUCAUCAUUCCCAAAGAACCGGUCACAGAGUUGUUCGAGUAUCCUCCAAAUCCUGGUCCUCCAUAUCUUCCUGUUCAGUCUCUAGGCAACUCAGACCAGUCAGAAGCUGUCUACAUCACCCAUGCGACCUCCCCCAACAAUGUCUACUUCAGGGUGAUCAGCAACGAACACAGCGAGCAGUAUGAACAUCUUCUGGAGAAUAUGGAUAAAUAUUACAAUGGGAUUGGUAAACAGGACCUAGCGUUGGUGGUAGAGGUAGGCCAGUACUAUGCAGCCUUUAAAGCCAAUACCUGGUUCAGAGUGUAUGUGACGGAUGUGGACGAGGAACAAAAACAAGCGGUAGCAUGGCUGAUAGACCUUGGAGAUAGUGAUUAUUUCCCUUUCGGAUCGCUCUACCGACUCACUCAGCAGUUCUGCCAACUACCCCGCCAGGCUGUUCAAUGUACCCUGGAUGGACUUGAAGUUUUCUUUGAUGACCCUGUGGCAAACCAAGUUGUCAGCUUUAGUGAUUUGCUUUUAGAAAAGGUGCUCAUAGCCAAGAUUACAUCCAGAAACGAAAUGGAUGGCUAUGUCACAGUGUCUCUUUAUGAUACAUCAGGAGAGGAUGAUGUUGACGUCAACUUAAAACUCAAAGAUGAAAUUAUACUAAGUACCAAGAAUGAACUACCACCUGAAGGGCAAGCUAGGGAGUUUGCGAUAGGUCACGUUUCAAAUAGAGGAGAGGUGUACUUAACUUGCCUCGGUCCCGCACUGGACAGAAUUUUGGAAAUCCUCGAAUCUUUAAGUACUGAAAGAUUGAGCGAGUUGAAGCUCUCAAACUUCAAUCUCUCACAUACUAAAAUGUACUUAGCGAAGUUUAGCACUGAUGGAAAGUGGUACAGAGCCAAGAUAGCUGGCCCUCCUUCAAGACUGCUGAACAAGAUCCCCAUCCGAUUUGUGGACUUUGGGAACGAAGAAACAGUCGGGAUCAACAGCUUGGCUGACAUUAAUACUCUUCCUGAGAUAUUGAAGGAGCUACCUCCACAGUCCGUGAUGGUUCAGCUGAACAAGUUGCCCCCGAAUAGUUUGACCAACCCUGAGGUGGCCACUCUGCACUCCCUGCUGCUGGACCAGGUGAAGGCUUUCCUCAUCAAGCCUACAGACCUCUCUGCAAAUCCUCCAGUGGUAGAGAUCUUCACCAAGGAAGACGACCAGGCCUACAAGUCUGUCAGCGAAAUCAUUGACAUUCAACGCCAGCAGUACAGGAGUGAUAUGAACUUCAACAAGCUUUUAGCUGUACCGAAUGACCUAGAGCCGAGACAUCCAGAUAUUAUCCCUUUUGAGCCUCUGGACCUCAUAGUGAGGCUACCUGCGCAUCCAGGGCAUUUCAUUUUUCAGAUUCAAAAGUAUAGUGAUGAUUUGGAGGAAUUGACACAACAAAUGGCCAAGUACUACCAAACUGAUGCUAAUGUUGGACUUGACAUUAAGGAUGUCAAGGAACACUGUUUGUAUGCUGCCUACUAUGAGGACAAGUGGUACAGGGUGUCAGUGAAAUACAACAAGGUGUCAGGGAAUCGAGUGGCUGUCCGUCUCAUUGACUACGGAGACUGUGUAUGUGUCCAUACAUCUAGUCUGAGACAAUUGCCUGCUAUUUUCCGAGAACUCCCACUCAUGGCAAUCAAAGGAGGGAUAGCAAAUAUAAGGCCUAGCCACAGGGACUGGACUGUAGAAGACUGUAUUAGGUUCAAGCAGUUGGUUUCAGACCGGCCUUUGCUGGGAACUGUCAUUGAAGUUCAACCAGACCAAGAAAACCCAGCAGAAAUCAUGGUCACAUUGAUCUUGAUGGACAAAGUAUUAGGAAUGGAAUAUAACAUUGGAGACAUCUUGCUCACCGAGCAACGGGCUGUGAAGGCAUAGUGAUAUUGAGCUUUAUUCCUAUUUAAUAUUCGCAUAUUUUGGUACAUAAAAUAGUUUGUAUAUAACUUGUAUGAAUAUUAAUACAUCUCCAGUACACAGUAUCAAAUAUUAUAUUUAUUAACAAUAACAGAACAAAUUGUGUUUGUAUAGUAUAACCAAACAGUGUUGUUAAUUUUUCAUUACAAAUUUCUCAAUUAGUUUGGUUUAAGACUGCACUCUUUUGAUUGGAUUUGUUGUAACUUUUGUUGUAGGUAGAUAUUUUUUUACCAAACUAGGAUGUAUAUAACUUGUAUAGAUGUAUAAUACAUCUCUAGUAUGCAGUGUAAAAUAAUGUGCGAUAUUUAUGGACAGUGAAAUUAGAAUAUUUGUUUUAUUGUGUAACUAAACAGUGUUAUAUUGUUAAUUUUUUAUUACAUAUUUCUCAACUA
Macrosteles quadrilineatus (aster leafhopper) is the source of this 4516-nucleotide messenger RNA. RefSeq names its product tudor domain-containing protein 7-like. The transcript has 25 exons. Lineage: Eukaryota; Metazoa; Arthropoda; Insecta; Hemiptera; Cicadellidae. The record is from RefSeq and is a predicted model, not a curated record. The coding region runs from base 153 to 4088 and encodes 1311 amino acids.